Daphnia pulex (common water flea) is the source of this 2397-nucleotide messenger RNA. RefSeq lists its product as uncharacterized. Lineage: Eukaryota; Metazoa; Arthropoda; Branchiopoda; Diplostraca; Daphniidae. The coding region runs from base 302 to 1648 and encodes 448 amino acids. The record is from RefSeq and is a predicted model, not a curated record. The transcript has 2 exons.
AACGUCUAUUUUCAUUUUCAUGGCUGACAAACACUUUGUUUUUUUCAAGAUCUUGAUUGUUAAUUUCUCCUUUGGCGUAUUAAUUUUUGUUGAAGUAAUGUAUCUUCUCAAAUUUUGAAAUCUACUGAAAAUUUGUAACUGCAAUUGUUAAACAUCGUUUCGACCAAACCCAAAAUGGGUAAAUUUCGCAAGAAAAUUGACUGUGACCCAUCAACUGCAGCAGGUGUGUCACUUUGAAUCGGGAAAAAUGAUCCCUGGCUAGAUUUCAAAUCUAAGCCAUUUCGGAAUUAAUUGGAAAAUUAUGUCAGACGUGACUAUGGACUAUAGUGGUGAUGCAUCGCAAGCCGAUGAGGCUGCUCAAAGCCCUGAAACUUGUGUGCCCAAAUCACCAAGUUCACCGUCAUCACACAGCAGAAUCAAGUCAGAGGAUAACAGUGACUUUGAAAGCAAGCCCAAAGCCCCUGAAGGGGGAAGACUCCAAUUUUACUUUGAUGGGAAAAUAGUAUUAGAGUUGAACGAUCGGCGGGAAAACGGCAAAACAUGGUGGGUUCCAGUGACUCAAAAAACAUACUGGCCACCUCCACCGCCCUCGUGCUCAACACCGGGUAGCACUGUGCGUCAGGAAAGCAGUGCAUCUUUCAGUGUAAGUGACGAAUCGUCAGUUCAAUCUCAGUCGUCACCUUGGCUACGAGAAACACGUUGGAAGAACCCCAACCCGACGAAAAAACGGACGCCUAGUGAUGUAGAGGGCUUUGUGUUUGCCAUUAAGAGCCGUGAACGAUGUCGAUACCAGUGGAUUCAACGGCGAAGACCUUUUCGCUUGACGGAGCAGUGUCACUUGGGGCCCAAUUCCGAGUGUGGCCAAUGCAAAGUUCAAUGGAAGAAAAAAGGUUUGGCUCGACCGAGCGUGGCUGCUAUCGCCCCACGUCUUCUGGAGAAGGCACUUUCGAAGAAAAUGAUGGCCACCGCGGUGCCAAUAGAGCGUAUGGAAACGCUGGUUUCGCCCAGAAAGCGUCUCUUGCGCGACAUGGAGAAAGUUCGGCUCAACGACAAGUCCUCCCACUCAUCUUCCAACGUUUUGAAGAAAGCCAAAGCCCUGAUGCCAGCUACGCCUUUGCCGACUCAUUCGGCCGCCGCGAUGGCUGCAGCUGCAGCGGCCGCUAUGGCCCAUUCACUCCAGCCAAGCAAAGUCUACGAUCGCCAAAGCAGCUACAGCAUUGACUCUUUGCUCAACAAGGAGCGACAGGAGGAAGCCGCAGCAGCGUCAUGUAGUUCAUCCUUCCUUCGCUCUCUAUUACGUAAAGCUCCUCAACCAGCCCCCAACGUCCCGACGGUCGUCAAUGGAGUCAGGAACAAGAGCUUGGUGUCCCAUCAACGACCUCGAGAUGUGACCGUUUCGUCUGUUGGUGGUUCACGUCCUCUUCAACCACCUGUGUGGCUGCCUUACCCAACGCCGUUUCCUCCUCCUCCAAACUCUAUGACUCCGGGAUCUUCGGCAACUCUGGCAGCUCGACCUGGACCUAGUUCUUCUUCUCGGAGAGAAACCCUCGGUGAUCGGUCAUCGAGGGUACCCACGCCGUCUGAUUAUGAUGGCGACGACGAUGUCCCGCUCAAUUUGACCAUUAGACGAGCUAGAGAGCACUCCUAACCUUUCUAUCAAAGAAAAGAUUUACUUCUCAACCGUUCAAAACAGUCGUUUUUUUUUGUUUUAAAUGGAAUCUUGUCCGGUAAAAAGCUGUAAAAAAAAUUUUUGUUUGCUCUCUAAAAAUAAAUCCCAGCCCCUUUUAAACCUUAAUGCAAAAAAAAAAAAAAACAGAAAAAAAAUAGAAAAAUGCUCUUGUUACAUCGACCAGGGAAUCUCGUUUGUACUCUGCCUUCCCCCCUCCUCCGUUUAAUGGUGGUGUAGUGACAAGUUAUGUGUGUUGUCGAAAUAUUUUCCGACAUGUAGACCAAAAUGAACUGACCCAGUGACGCUGUGUAAAAGAGACGCAACUGGGGAGUUUUAACCUAAACAUGAAAGUGCCUCGGCCGUCUCACAUCUUAUACGUUCUUUAUUUGAGUACGUGAUUCACGGAUGUUGACACGGUACCUUCCAUGUCGCCCAAAGACUCAUCCACAGCCUCUUUAUUGUUCUUUUGGAGUGUCUGAAUUUUGUCGGUAGCUUCUCUUGUCUCGUUAGCUGAAACUCCCUCCCCCGUGCCAUGUUUUUUUUUGUAACGUAAAAGAACAACGCCAAGAUCUUUGGCCAUUUUUUUUUUUGAAAUUCAUCCUCAGAUUCGCUUAAUUUCGUUGUAACAUAAAUGUGUCUUGUGUGUGUGUUGCCUGUCGCGCGUUGUUUUUCUUUUCAUUAUUAAUAUUAUUUCUCGAUAUUGGUGGAAUAUUCAUUGUCGGUCUGUA